AUGCUUUGUAGGCAACAGCAAAUGGAAAUUUUGGAAACUUGCACAAUGACUGAUAAACCAUUACAUGGCCCAGAAAUAGAUGACUCGUAUGAUAUCAUGUGGUCGGCGGUGUCUCCUGCUCCUGCAGGCAACAGAGGCGAACUUCGCCCUGCGUCUUUUGGGCGUUUGGCGAUAACGCAAAACGGCGAAGCUGGCAGUAACGAACCGACUCGGAGGGCUUACGACCCGGCUACAUCCGCUCUAUUCAACUGUGAUAAUGAACCCAUACCAACGCUGGACGAUGUUGCUGGAUGGGGAACGUCGUUUGAAAAUUUGAUGAAAUGUGCAGCUGGGCGCGUUCUUUUCCGCGAGUUUCUGCGUUUUGAGUACUCCGAAGAGAACGUGCUGUUUUGGGCAGCAUGCGAGGAGCUCAAGCGCGAAGUAAGCCCGGAAGCGGUCGAAGAGCGGGCGAGAGCCAUUUACGAGGAAUACAUCUCUGUGCUGUCACCGAAAGAGGUUUUGGCUGGAUCUGAUGUGAUUUGA
This is a messenger RNA of Ctenocephalides felis (cat flea), 522 nucleotides long. RefSeq names its product regulator of G-protein signaling 20-like. The record is from RefSeq and is a predicted model, not a curated record. The transcript is spliced from 6 exons. Lineage: Eukaryota; Metazoa; Arthropoda; Insecta; Siphonaptera; Pulicidae. The coding region runs from base 1 to 522 and encodes 173 amino acids.